This is a messenger RNA of Galdieria sulphuraria, 1115 nucleotides long. RefSeq lists its product as uncharacterized. NCBI's taxonomy places the organism in Eukaryota, Rhodophyta, Bangiophyceae, Galdieriales, Galdieriaceae. Bases 15 to 1067 code for a protein of 350 amino acids. Gene Ontology annotation, molecular function: sequence-specific DNA binding; zinc ion binding. The record is from RefSeq and is a predicted model, not a curated record. The transcript has a single exon. Gene Ontology annotation, biological process: regulation of DNA-templated transcription.
GUAGACUCUCUGUUAUGUAUAGCUUGCUUCUAAUGACUUCUCAAGCUAAUCUUUUCUCCGUUCCUUCUGUAACCAGAAUUAAUACCAAUAUGAACUCUAACAUGAACCUUCCUACUGCUUGUGUUUAUGGGACUCAGAAGUCCUUGAUGUUAGAAAAGCUACCUGCGAUACUCUGCUUAGGAGCCCCUGAAAAUGUUUCAAAUUUUUCAACCAAUCCUUCAGAAGUAGAACUAUUAAAGGAUACAGUGACUUGUCGAAGCCAAUCAAAUAUUAGCGUUUCUCGGUUACUCGAACAAAAUCGUGCGGCAUCGAGAACUUUUUCAAAAGCAGAAAGUCAGGUGAUGCAAACAAAACUUCAUGGUGAAAAACACUCCGUGUCUGCAGUGCAUGAUGUUUCUUCUAAUCCUGUUGCGGCAAUUCCAGGAGAUUUUGCAUUACCUUCUGUCUCCAGAAGCGUUUUUGAAGGCCAUAAACUUGUCGAAAAGUAUACACGUGCUCCUGUGAGGAAGUGUUUAAAGGCCUCAAAGGAAUGCUCCAACUGUCACCAGACGCAUUCUCCUAAUUGGUAUUUAUCAAAGGAAAAAUUGCCGUUGUGCAAUGCUUGUGCAAAGUAUCAGAAGCGCACAGGAUUGCCUAGACCUCCACAACAUUGGAACAAGGAAGUUAGAUUUCGAAGGAAGAAGAUUGUUUGUAGGCAACAUAUGGCUCUGGAAACGUGCAAGUUGGAGAACAUUUCCCGUAUGGAUAUGGAUAGAAUGGAAUGCAAUGAUCGCUUUUCACAAACAUCAAUGAGGAAUUUAACGAUUGCAAAGCGGAGAAGAAGGGAAGACUCGAGUGAAAUAAGUAGUCUAUGGAGAGGAAAGGAGACAUUAGGCUUUGAUUUGGAGAACGAGAAUAACGAUAUGUCUAUGACUAGCAAACAAGUAUCACCGAGACGUUCGAAUCUUUUUGAAAUGGAGCAGAACAUGCGUCACUAUCAAAACUUUGGGAGUUGGGAUAAAAUGACGUCCCUUCUGAAUGUGGUUCAAAUAGCCAAAUAUGAAGGUGACUUUGUUCUAACCUUGUGAUUGGCAAGGUGAGGUCAAGUUGGAUACGCUAUGUAAAACCAUUGGAAA